Messenger RNA from Poeciliopsis prolifica (blackstripe livebearer), 2396 nucleotides. RefSeq names its product ATP-binding cassette, sub-family F (GCN20), member 2b (gene abcf2b). The transcript has 15 exons. NCBI's taxonomy places the organism in Eukaryota, Metazoa, Chordata, Actinopteri, Cyprinodontiformes, Poeciliidae. Gene Ontology annotation, molecular function: ATP binding; ATP hydrolysis activity. Bases 121 to 1944 code for a protein of 607 amino acids. The record is from RefSeq and is a predicted model, not a curated record.
GACCAUAUAUGGUUCGUCUGGCGGUUUAGUGAGCGGCUACAUCCACCCGGCAAAAGGUGGACACGAGACGUCAGUGUGCUCACGACAUACGAGGUACGGAGAUAUUAGCCUUGGAUAACCAUGCCGUCAGACUUGGCUAAAAAGAAAGCAGCCAAGAAGAAGGAGGCAGCCAAAGCCCGUCAGCGCCCCAAGAAGUCUGAGGAAGUGAAUGAGGACGGAGAACAACCGGAGAUCCAAGAAAAUGGAGCAGACAGCAACGGUGUCGGCAGCUUAACUAAGGAGCUGGACGAGUUCGAGCUGCGCAAGACGGAGGCUCGGGCCGUGACUGGCGUUCUCGCUUCCCACCCCAACAGCACAGAUGUCCACAUCAGCAGCCUGUCGCUCACCUUCCACGGCCAAGAGCUGCUGGCAGACACCAGUUUGGAGCUCAACUCGGGCCGACGCUAUGGCCUCAUCGGGCUUAACGGCACUGGAAAGUCCAUGCUACUGUCGGCCAUCGGUCACCGUGAGAUUCCCAUUCCAGAACACAUAGAUAUUUACCACCUGACCCGGGAGAUGGCGCCGAGCGACAAGACUGCACUGCAGUGUGUCAUGGAGGUGGACGAGCAGAGGAUCAUGCUGGAGAAGGAGGCGGAGAGACUCGCUCAUGAAGACUCGGAGUGUGAGAAGCUGAUGGAGCUGUACGAGCGUCUGGAGGAGCUGGACGCCGACAAGGCGGAGAUGCGAGCCUCUCGGAUCCUCCACGGUCUCGGCUUCAGCGCCACCAUGCAGCAGAAGAAGCUGAAGGACUUCAGUGGAGGCUGGAGGAUGCGUGUUGCUCUAGCCAGAGCUCUGUUCAUCAAACCCUUCAUGUUGUUGCUGGAUGAACCGACGAACCACCUGGACCUGGACGCUUGUGUGUGGCUGGAAGAGGAGCUCAAAUCGUUUAAGAGAAUCCUUGUUCUCAUCUCACACUCCCAAGACUUCCUGAACGGUGUGUGUACCAACAUCAUCCACCUCCAUCAGAGAAAACUAAAGUAUUACACGGGUAACUAUGACCAGUAUGUGAAGACCAGAGCAGAGCUGGAAGAGAACCAGAUGAAGCGUUUCAAUUGGGAGCAGGACCAGAUUGCACACAUGAAGAAUUACAUUGCCAGGUUCGGCCACGGCUCCGCUAAGUUGGCACGACAAGCACAGAGCAAAGAGAAGACGCUGCAGAAGAUGGUGGCAUCAGGCUUGACUGAAAGAGUUGUGAAUGACAAGACGCUGUCAUUUUAUUUUCCUCCCUGUGGGAAGAUUCCUCCUCCUGUUAUCAUGGUUCAGAACGUGAGCUUCAAGUACAGUGACAACACACCGCACAUUUAUAAAAACCUGGAGUUUGGUAUCGACUUGGAUACCCGGGUGGCUCUGGUGGGACCCAAUGGAGCUGGGAAAUCCACGCUGCUGAAGCUGCUCAUGGGAGAGCUCCUCCCUACAGAUGGCAUGAUCCGCAAACAUUCACACGUGAAGAUCGGCAGAUAUCACCAGCACCUGACGGAGCAGCUGGAGCUUGACCUUUCUCCUUUGGAGUACAUGAUGAAGUGUUUCCCUGAAAUCAAGGAGAAGGAGGAGAUGAGGAAGAUCAUCGGUCGCUACGGCCUCACAGGAAAACAGCAGGUGAGUCCGAUCAGGAACUUGUCAGACGGUCAGAAGUGCAGAGUUUGUUUUGCCUGGCUGGCCUGGCAGAACCCCCACAUGCUGUUCCUGGACGAGCCGACCAAUCACUUGGACAUUGAGACGAUCGACGCGCUGGCAGAAGCAAUCAACGAAUUCGAGGGAGGCAUGAUGCUAGUUAGUCACGACUUCAGGCUAAUUCAACAGGUGGCUCAAGAAAUCUGGGUGUGUGAGAAUCAAACCAUCACAAAGUGGAAGAGCGGCAUCUUGGGAUACAAGGAGCAUUUGAAGUCAAAGAUAGAGAAGCAGUGAAGGCAGGUGACCUGACAAACCUGGUCGCUCGUUUGACAUCAUGGACCUGCGAGUUUCUGAACGGAGGAGCAGGAAACGUCCUACUGAACAGAACCAAUCUAUUAUGCAUCUUAUCGGACUCUCUCUCAUACACCUAGUACCGUUUCCUCACGGUUUGACUGCAGUCCAAGCCCCGCCCCUCAACCUCAGGCUGCGCUCUGAUUGGCUGAUUCACCUGGAAUGCAUUCCAUUGUGUUUGUCUUCAAAGAAGUCUUUUUGUUCCUUCUUAAAACUUCUGUUUUACCCCAACAAGAAGUAAGCAGCAGCUUUUAGGUCAUUUUAUCAUAUUUAAAAGGUGACUUCUUUUUUUUUUUCUUUUUUUUUUCUUUCCCCUCCAUUGUAAGAGCAGUUCUGCCUUAUUUGACAGUAAUGCAAUAAAGGUUUGUCUCAAUAAACAGAACGGUAAAAACGGC